This is a messenger RNA of Cicer arietinum (chickpea), 1603 nucleotides long. Its product is annotated as transcription factor-like protein DPB. Gene Ontology annotation, molecular function: DNA-binding transcription factor activity, RNA polymerase II-specific; RNA polymerase II transcription regulatory region sequence-specific DNA binding. Gene Ontology annotation, cellular component: nucleus; transcription regulator complex. The record is from RefSeq and is a predicted model, not a curated record. NCBI's taxonomy places the organism in Eukaryota, Viridiplantae, Streptophyta, Magnoliopsida, Fabales, Fabaceae. Gene Ontology annotation, biological process: regulation of cell cycle; regulation of transcription by RNA polymerase II.
UUCCUCCAUUCGUGUUCGAUCGUUUUAACUCAAAAUCUAAACCGCUCUCGAAUUGAAUUAUCUAUCUGUUUUUCUUCUUAUCAUUAUUCAGGAUUUGUCACCAAAGUUAAUACAUGAUAGAUGGGAACGCAACCGCCUCAAUCGUGUGUAGAUGAAGAGGAUGAGGAACUGUUUGGUUGUGGAACUACAAUUUCGGGACAAUCAGGCUCCACAAGCAGGAGUGCCGGGUUGCCGUCUAGCCGAAGCGAGCAGACGACGGGGACAACCGCAGGUGAUAAUGCUGCUCGCAAAUUAAAUAAUCUCGACAUACAUGAUGAUGAUGCUGGAUCACAGGGAGUAGUUGCUAGCAGGAAGAAAAAGAGGGGCCAACGGGCUGUUGGGGGUGAUAAGAGUGGAAGAGGCCUCCGGCAAUUUAGUAUGAAAGUGUGUGAGAAGGUAGAAAGUAAAGGAAGAACAACUUACAAUGAGGUGGCAGAUGAACUUGUGGCUGAAUUUUCUGAUCCAAGCAAUAGUGUUUUGUCCCCUGAUCAGCAACAAUAUGAUGAGAAAAACAUUCGUCGAAGGGUCUAUGAUGCUCUGAAUGUUCUCAUGGCUAUGGAUAUUAUUUCCAAGGAUAAAAAAGAAAUACAAUGGAAGGGUCUUCCUCGUACCAGUCUGAAUGAUAUUGAAGAACUAAAGACAGAGCAUCUUGGGCUCAGGAGUAGAAUUGAAAGGAAAGCAGCCUAUCUGCAGGAGCUUGAGGAGCAUUUUGUAGGUCUUCAGAACCUUAUUCAAAGAAAUGAGCAAUUAUAUAGCUCAGAAAAUCCUCCCAGUGGAGGUGUAUCGUUACCUUUUAUUCUGGUACAGACACGGCCUCAUGCAACAGUUGAAGUUGAAAUAUCAGAAGACAUGCAGCUUGUUCAUUUUGAUUUCAAUAGUACUCCUUUUGAGCUGCAUGAUGACAAUUAUGUUCUCAAGGCAAUGAAAUUCUGUGAAAGACCACAAAGUGACAAUGUUACACACAAUGUUGCGAUUGGAGGGGAAGGUUCUAGUAUGUCAGGCAUGUAUCAGUCACAGGUUCCUCCUUUAGUUUCAAACAUCUCAGUUAGGCCUCCCAUAUCACCUCCACUCCCUGGAAUAUUAAAGGCAAGACAUAAGCAAGAGCAUUGAUCUGCAAGUUUAUGAUAUCAUCUUACCAUAUUUAAGCAUUUCUGUAUAUUUUGUAAAAAAAUUACCAAUUUAUAGACCUCCAUUAUAGUUUAGUCAUCAAUACAGCCAUGUCAUUUGGUAGGUCAGAAGCUGAUCGAUCUACUUGCUUCUGUAUUGUUUGGGGUAGACUGGCAAAUUCUUUGCCUACCACCUUUCAUUUACUACCUUAACUGAAUUUUUUUCCAUCACAAAUUUUUGCUGUAACUUCCCCCCACUGUAGUAUGAGAACUCGGUUGUACUAGCCCAUAGAUCAUGAAAUGGAUUUACAGUGUAAAUUGUAAAGUUUUCCAGCUUAUGUGGAUGUACUAGUUGGUAUUUGGACCAAUGCAUCUUGCUUGUGUUGUUGCAUUUACAGGGUCCCAAUCAGGCUCCACGUAUUAUAUUUCUAAAUAAUAAUGGAAAUUUUGUUAAACAA